AUGCUAGCACGAAGACAGUUAGGAAAACUGUUACUAGGGAGGUUGCUAGUUGCAUCUGCCUGGGCAACCACCAUUGCUUAUCCUGAGCUUUGCCAACCAGAUGCACAGAAUGCUUUCAAAGUACGGCUUAGUAUCAAAACAGCUCUAAAAGAAAAUGCAUAUAGCUGGGAUGCUACUGAAGAAUAUCUAUUUAAAGCAAUGUUAGCUUAUGCAAUGAGAAGAUAUUUGAUUCAAGAAACAACCCAAAUUUCUAAUGUACUGCUGUGCAAUGUUACCAGUCGGGUAUCAUUUUGGUUUGUAGUCACAAAUUCAUUCACAAAUAUAACAACUAUUCCCAGGAAUGUUGUGGAAGCCGCCAUAAGAAUGAAUAGAAACCGGAUCAACAACGCCUUUUUAUUAACUGACGACACUCUGCAGUUCUUGGAAAUCUCAUCAACUUUAGCUCCACCAGCUGAACAACCUCUGCCCAUUUGGCUGAUUGUAUUUGGGGUUAUUCUUGGCAUCAUUGUGAUUGGAAUUGUUUUAGUCGUAUCUUUUGGGAUUUAUCACCCCAAGAGACAUAGGAAUGCUGAAAAAACAGAAGAUUUAGAUGAUAUAUAUGAAGCAGCCAUAACAAUGGAAAAUAGAAUUCCCUGUCAUACUUUAGAUUUAAAAGCUGGACAGAUUAAUGGAGUCUAUGCAACAGCAGAUGACGAUCGGUUUACGCCCUUAUGA
This is a messenger RNA of Thamnophis elegans (Western terrestrial garter snake), 714 nucleotides long. RefSeq names its product collectrin, amino acid transport regulator (gene CLTRN). The record is from RefSeq and is a predicted model, not a curated record. Lineage: Eukaryota; Metazoa; Chordata; Lepidosauria; Squamata; Natricidae. The transcript has 6 exons. Bases 1 to 714 code for a protein of 237 amino acids.